CCCAGAUUUGCGCCAAAUCUCCACCCACGAUCCUACCACCAGCCGUGCUGGGCUGCCCAGUCGACCGAAUUUGACGUGCGACCUCGAUCAAUUACUCGACCUCCGAGUCGGCGGGGGCCCGCACCCUAUCUAGGGGGCGCACGGCGUUUUAGCGGGCGUCUUCCCCCAGUGCCAGCUUCGCGGGCUCCAAGGCAACCUCAAUAGGGCGCCGCGCCGGCACCCAAAGCCCUUCAGCAAUGGCCGAACUCACGCUCAAAGGGGCAGCUCUCGCGAUGGUCCUCGGUGCCAUCUUUGGGUAUACUCUCUUCCACUUCAUAGUUUUUGUCCGGACGUCCCGUAAGGACUUGGACUCCUUACGGCCCACCCCCCCAACAACGAAACCGGAGCCUAAAGUCAUUUGGCCGGAAGCGCCUGAGGGUUUCCGGAAACCGUGGGCCGAGGGAGAUCCCACCAACACCAGUCGGUACCAGCUCUGUGGCACCUGUCAGCAGAUCGACCUCGGCCUGCUGGGUCUUGAAUUGCGGUCGAUGUCCAGAGAUUCGAGUCAGUCUGUGCGUCUGGGCCACAGCCUUGGUGGGGUCAGGUCAGGCAGGGAGUUGUGCGAUCUCUGCGAUCUCAUCUGGCGCUCGCUUUUCGACGACGACCCAAUUCACCCGCGCAUAAAGGAAAGCGAUUUUCCGGAUUACAUUACAGUGACCCUCAGCCUGGACACCUUUGCGGACAUCAGUCUGUCCCACCUGCACAGUAGCCACAUGCUCCAAAGGCAAGGCAGUCAGCACACCUUUGUGACCAAUAUGAUUUCUGUCCAAAUUCAGUCGCCUUGUGACACUUGUUUCCCUGGGGAUGUCCGUUUCCUCAAAAAAGGGAAGAUCAUGAUUUAUAGACGAUCGGACCAACUGCCAGACGCGGACGAUCUGUGCCCUGCGCUUCGCGAACAACCUCUGCCGCCCGCAAACUCUGAUAAAACCUUUGCCACGAUUGAUUCCUGGCUUCAAGGAUGUCUCAGGGAUCAUCCGGCUUGCAGGACUACGCGUUUAAACAAGGCGCGCACGUGUGAACCACCGCCCAGAUUGAUAGAGAUACCUGUUGAUGCUGGCCAUGUCCGUCUCAUCGAGGCAACUGACGUCCAAGAGCCCUACGCUGCUCUAAGCUAUUGCUGGGGCAACUUCAAUUCGCUUUCCGACUCAGAACAGGCAAACCCUCUGACAACCACGUCGACCACCUUCAAGGAGUUCCAGAUACAAAUACCUUUGGACGCCAUCCCCUUAACCAUCCAGCAAGCAAUUUAUAUCACCCGCCGGCUCGGCAUCAAGUACCUAUGGGUCGAUUCCAUGUGCAUUGUUCAAGACGAUCCAGUCGACUGGCAAAACCACACCGUCCUGAUGGGUUCUAUAUACGCCAACGCCCUUGUUACCAUAGCAGCCACGGGGGCCGCCAAUAGCUCAGAGGGCUGCUUUCUAUCUAACCCAAUAGCCGAAGGAGGUUCGGAUUCGCUUUACAAACACGAAGCAAAGCUACCGAUUGUCAUCUCUGGCCGCUACAUAGGCGACAUGUUCGCCGCCCCACUUUCGAUGCGGCGCAACUUGAAUGGCCUGAAAGGUCUGGGGGCUGAACUCGCAGUGAGUUGUUGGGAAAAUAGGGCCUGGGUGCUGCAGGAGCGCUUCUUUUCGAGACGGAUCGUGCAUUUUGGAGCGUCCCAGGUCCAUUGGGAGUGCGAGCAGAUGGUAGCUAGCCAGAUGCGGCCGUUUUCCGAGUUGCGAUGGCGCGCGGCCUCGACAAAGAAGCCGGUGCUCAACGUGGAGCGCUGGUGGUGCAGUUUGCUAUCGCAGUACACCUCGUCGGAACUUAGCGUGGACGGGGACCGUCUCCCCGCGAUUGCGUCUAUUGCGAAGGAGAUCGCUGAGGCCCACAAGCUUACCUACGUCGCGGGAGUAUACGCCGAGAUGCUUCCGCGUUGCCUAGUCUGGGCUGCUGCGACUAACUCUCGUCCCGGGGAUGACUGGGCGAGACUAUGGAAUAACUGCCUCAAGAUAAAGCCGUUAACCCAUCCAUAUGUAUGUCCUAGCGAGCGAGUGUCGUCCUGGAGUUGGGCACACUGGGAGGGUUCUAUCGCCACCUUGAACAUCCACAGCUAUGACCCUUUUUUUAGCCUUAUGGGUGGCAUAAAAGUGGUCGAGCGAGGAGACGAGCACAGCCAUCACCAGUCAUCUUUGGUACUGUGGUCCCAGAUCCGCCGAGUGACCCGCUCGCAGAGACGGAUGGAGACGUCCGACCAGUGGCCCACGGCCUCGGUCUGCUACGCCAUACUCCGAGAUGACCCGGAAGGGAGUGGCGGCACGGAGAGCGAGGGAUUUGUUGUCUUUGAUGAUCCUGAGAACGCCGCCCCGAUGGAGUUUGAUCUGGUUCCGGUAGGCACCUCGUACGGUACCUCGUACGGUACCUCGGACGGUACCUCGUCCUUGAUUUGGUCUAGAUUCUGGAGCGUCGACAUAUCGCUAGCCGUCAAACGUGUGGGGAAUGAGGCCGCGGAUAUGAAGGAGGCCCGGGCGCUGGGCGUGGAAGGAGGAGCUGCGCUGCUACCGGACCGGUACCGCCGGCUGGGACUCGUAGUGCGAUUUUGGGGGUGUGCUUUCCAUAAGCUUGGACCAUUCACCUGGGAACCGCUGGCCUGCAAUGCGACAAUAUCCUUUGUUAGGCUAUCAGAACCAUUUGCGAACGGUCUGAUGGCUUGGUUCCCUUUUGGUUACUUCAAGAGGUUUCACUCAUACCGACAGAUUUGUUUGAUAUAAGCCGGAGCCUUCCCUGUCGGGCUACCCACGAGGCCCAGGAGAUAUCUAGCUCGCGAAGAAGGCGCGAGAGUAAGAAAAGAGCCGGAGAAAUAAGGGGAGGGACAAAAGGAAGAGAAAUGGUCACGGGCACAAAGUCGGCCGAUACGUAUCGAACAAUGAUGCUGUAUACUACCCCUGAGAAACACACUGCAUGAAGAAACCGUGGAAUAGUCUUGUGUGUCGCCCGGAAAAGGUAGCCUCUAUAGAGCUAUCCACAAAACAGAAUGCCUACAAAAAGACACAUGUUGAUAAGGGG
Gaeumannomyces tritici R3-111a-1 is the source of this 3084-nucleotide messenger RNA. RefSeq lists its product as hypothetical. Bases 237 to 2789 code for a protein of 850 amino acids. The record is from RefSeq and is a predicted model, not a curated record. Lineage: Eukaryota; Fungi; Ascomycota; Sordariomycetes; Magnaporthales; Magnaporthaceae. The transcript has 4 exons.